GCUCUAACUCGGAAAAAGGACGAACUGGCAAGGACCUCCAAAACCAGCAAACUGUGGGUAAACUAUCAGCACAUGCUAGGUAUUGCUAGGGCACUUGUUGCAGCUGAUCGAAUGGGGUCUUGGGAGAUGCAUAUCAGUGCCAUUUCAGCUUGCCUGCCAAUAUUCGCGGCCGCUGGCCAUCCCAACUAUCUGAAGUCCGCUCGUCUCUAUCUCCAGAAGAUGUAUGCGUUGAAGGAUGACAACCCUGAAGUACAUCAGAAGUUCCAGUCUGGGUUUCACGUAAUCCGACGCAGCAGCCAAUACUGGGCUGGCCUUGGCUCUGAUCUAGUGAUCGAACAAACUCUAAUGCGCUCACUAAAAAGCCAAGGGGGGCUAACGCGAGGAAGCGGGAUGUCAGAGCACCAAAGGACAGUUUGGGCUAUGUCCUCAACUGUGUCAUCUGCCUACAACCUGGCUAUGCAAGAACUCACCGCAAGUUGUUACACCACCAGUGAACAGCAUAAGGAGUUGUCUGCCUCUAGGGUGAACAGAGAUGAGGCAGACAUGGGUAAAGUUGCAGAAAAACUAGACAGCUUUACACCGUUUUCAGCUGAUGAGUCAUUACGGUGUGUUAUCACAGGGAUCAUAGCAAAUGGAGACGUCAAUGUGCAGGAUCUUUUCGAUAUCGGAAAAGACAUUGUAAAAGCGAUGGACGGACAAUCAGUUUUUACCUACUCCCACAAAAGGAGUUUAAAGGUGAAGACUCUAGCAUCCAGCAAGAAAGUGAAAGUUUCUGAGGAUCGUACUAUUGACCCAGCGCUCUUGUUCCAGAGGUUUCUAGUAGUCUCGCAGACGGGCGAACUUCGGCUAGAUGACGUCAUGUCCUAUGAACUCUGUCCUUACCCGAUGUCUUUGUUCGAAGCAAAGGACAUAUUGCGUCCUCCAGACAAACCGCAGCUGGCAGAAGCUAUCAGAAACUAUGUUAAGACCAAAUCAGACAAUGCUGUGACACAAACUGUCCCAGUCACAGAUCACUAUGUACUAGAUGGAGGAUCUCUUCUUCACCGCUUGAAAUGGACGGAGGGGAGCACCUACAGUUCGAUUGCAGACGAUUACGCCUCAUUCACUGUCAAACACUAUGGGAAAGCGACUGUCGUGUUUGAUGGUUAUGAGGUUGGGCCUAGUAUAAAGGAUGGUACUCAUCAGCGUCGAACUCGAAAGCUGAAUGCAAACAAGGUGAACAUUACAGAAGUGACAAAAUUUGUUGGGAAAAAGGAGGACUUCUUGUCCAAUGAGACAAACAAGCAGACACUGAUCCAUAUGAUCAUGGAGCGAAUGCGGCAGAGAGACUGUGACGUGCUUCAAGCAGAAGGAGAUGCGGACGUUGAGAUUGCAAAGGCAGCCAUCAACAUGUCUGCUUUCAGAACGACCACGCUUAUUGGAGAAGACACAGAUCUUCUUGUUCUCUUGCUCCACCAUGUAGUCGUGUCCAAAUGUUCUGGUCUAUAUUUCCGCUCAGACAAGGCGAAGUUAAAUGUCUACAAUAUCAAGGUACUCAAGCAGGUGCUUGGAGGAGCAGUUUGCAAUGACUUGUUGUUUGUGCAUGCCUUCACUGGAUGUGACUCGGUCUCCAGGAUAUUCGGCAUUGGAAAGAAGUCGGUGUUUCAACGGAUCAUCAACACGUCCAAGAAAGAAAAAGUCAUCAACGACUGUUUAAAAGCUUUCUCUCUUCCAAAGCAAAGUCCGGAUGUUGUGGAAGCCAACGGUUGUAGGGCAAUGGUGGCACUGUUCAAUGCAGAUCAGAAAGACUCCCUGGCAUCUAUCAGGUACAAUAUGCUCUGCAAGAAAGUUGCAAGAGCCAAGACUUUCGUCACACCUGAACGACUCCCACCAACCACCUCGGCUUGUAAAUUUCAUUCCUUGCGGACCUACUACCAGGUUAUGGAGUGGAUGGGCUGUAGUGAGGAAAUGGAUCCAUCUGAGUGGGGAUGGAGGGUAGAAGGGGACAAACUUGUUCCAGUGAUGACAGACAAAAGCCCUGCUCCAGAUGUACUUAUUCAGAUGAUUCACUGCAACUGCUCGGGACGAUGCAAUGCCCUUAGGUGUACCUGCAGAAAGCAUGGACUAGAGUGCACCAGUGCAUGCGGACAUUGCCAAGAUGGCAACUGUGACAAUAUGACAAAUGAUCCAGUGAUAGAAGACGAUGAUGUGUAAAGUUGUGCGAACAUGCUGGUUAAAAUGAUGUGAAAUUAGAAGACUGCUCGUUUAUCGAUUAGGACGGCGUUAUAAUAAGAGAUAUGGGGUAGGGGUACCCCUAGAUAUGGUAUAAGGGGUUAAUCAACAUCACUGAGAACCCUUUUAUAUGAAAGAUUGACCCUGAAAACCUAGGUAAAGAUGCAAGUUUCAUUGAUCUAUCAUGAAAAUUGACUGAGUUAUGGCUUUCUGAAGUUUUCACAUUUUAAUGGAAAAUGACUUAAAAUCGAUAAAAGUAAUCUUCAAAAUUGGUGACGUUCCCAUGCUCGAAUUUUGGAGAACUUUUAGUAUGUUGUAGACUAGACCCAUAUUAACAUAAAACAACCAUAAAACAAACUUUUGCAAUUUUUUUGGGGUAAAUUAUAUAUUGACCCGUCUAGACACUGUUUUGGAUUAUUCUG
Priapulus caudatus is the source of this 2633-nucleotide messenger RNA. RefSeq lists its product as uncharacterized. The record is from RefSeq and is a predicted model, not a curated record. NCBI's taxonomy places the organism in Eukaryota, Metazoa, Priapulida, Priapulimorpha, Priapulimorphida, Priapulidae.